This is a messenger RNA of Arabidopsis thaliana (thale cress), 405 nucleotides long. Its product is annotated as proline-rich family protein. The record is from RefSeq and is marked reviewed. NCBI's taxonomy places the organism in Eukaryota, Viridiplantae, Streptophyta, Magnoliopsida, Brassicales, Brassicaceae. The transcript has a single exon. The coding region runs from base 1 to 405 and encodes 134 amino acids.
AUGAAGAUGAACAACACUAAAGAAUAUUCAAUUCGGACACCAUCGCUUGGAAAUCUGCCGCCUGGAACUACGGGAACUUGUUGUCCUCCACCUCUAGUGUUUCCACUACUUCCGCUAUCACCACCACCAUCUCCACCACCGUCACCAUCAUCGCCACCACGACUGCCACCACCUUUUCCAGCCUUAUUUCCUCCAGAGCCACCGCUGCCACCACGGUUUGAGCUUCCUCCUCCACUUUUUCCACCGCCUCCACUUCCACGACUUCCUCCACCACUGCUUCCUCCACCUGAAGAACCACCUCGAGAGCCUCCGCCUCCCCCUCCUCCACCUGAAGAACCACCUCCACCGGCAAGCUGCCUACGCACAAAAUCACCCGAAAACGGCAUCGUUUCUACCGUUAAAUGA